UGGGCGGAGAGGCGGCGUCCAGCACAAAAAGACAUUUGUCCGCUGGAGUCAAAACUUUUUAGGACGGAUGGAGAGUCCAUCGCCCUUAAACUGGACAAGAGGUCAUCGAUAACGUCCACGCCUCAUAAGGGAUGUUCUGCUGGGGACAGACAGGAGGAGGAACGAACACCUGUCUCAGGUGGUGGGAUAUUGGUGGAGGAAGUGGUUGCCAUGGAGACCAGCGAGGCCAGUGAGGACGAAAUGGGCAGACUGGACAUCGACCUGGACAGGAAGUCCAAACAGCACAACCUGACGUCCAGCAACGUACGCGCCAUCCUGCAUGAGGUGAUUACUCACGAGCGUGUGGUGGCCAUGAUGAAAGCCGCCAUCAGAGACACUCAGAACCUGCCCAUGUUUGAGCCAAAGAUGACUCGAUCCAGACUGAAACAGGCCGUUCAGCAGGGACAGCGUCUGAACUGGAGUCUGUCAGCAGUGAACACAGUCAAG
Messenger RNA from Plectropomus leopardus (leopard coralgrouper), 486 nucleotides. NCBI's taxonomy places the organism in Eukaryota, Metazoa, Chordata, Actinopteri, Perciformes, Serranidae. The record is from RefSeq and is a predicted model, not a curated record.